Molecule: messenger RNA, 966 nt
Organism: Cladophialophora yegresii CBS 114405
Lineage: Eukaryota; Fungi; Ascomycota; Eurotiomycetes; Chaetothyriales; Herpotrichiellaceae
Exons: 2
Coding region: 1-966 (321 amino acids)
Biological process (GO): carbohydrate metabolic process
Molecular function (GO): carbohydrate binding; isomerase activity
Source: RefSeq, a predicted model, not a curated record
AUGGAUCGCAAGAACAAACCCUCUGCCAUCCCGGUCUCCCCUUCAGUGGCUCAGCCCAUAGUUGACCUCUCUGACAACGUCCUGACCGCCCGCCUCCCCUCCGGCGACUCUGUAACUGUCUACCUCUACGGCGCCACAGUCACGAGCUGGAAAACCGGCAACGGUGCAGAACAGCUGUUCCUCUCCAGUGCCGCUGCGCUAGAUGGCUCAAAACCCAUCCGAGGAGGCAUCCCGCUCGUGUUCCCAGUGUUUGGCCCACCCCCAAAAACCCAUGCAACAGGUCAACUACCGCAGCACGGGUUUGCGAGGAACACAUACUGGGAGUUCUUGGGGAAGAGCAGUAGUGAGAGUCUAGGACGGAAGGCAGACGACAGCGUCAAGUUGGACUUUGGCCUGAGUCCGGCCAACCUGGAUGAGGCUACGCGCAAGAAGUGGCCCUACGAGUUCGGGCUGGUGUACAGUGUGACGCUGGGCAAGGGCAAGCUGGAGUGUCUGCUGCAUGUACAGAACAAGGGCGACCAGUCGUUCGAGUUCCAGUCUCUUUUCCACACUUACCUGGCGGUCAAGGACAUUCACAAAACCGCGGUCAAGGGCCUGAAAUCCUCUCCAUACGUUGACAAGGUCCGCUCGGCCCAGACGUUCACGGAAGAAUCCUCCUCGCUCUCCUUCUCUGGGGAGACUGACCGAGUGUACACCCCUCCCCAGGACACUAAGGCGGCGAACCCGCUCGUACCACUGGUGGUCACUGAAGACGGCAAGGAGAGUUUCGUGGUUACUCGUGACGCGCUGCCCGACGUGACAGUGUGGAACGGGUGGGAAGACAAGAUCAAAGGCAUGGGUGACUUUGAGCCCAAAGACGGGUGGAAGAGAUACCUGUGCAUCGAGCCAGGGAGUGUCAGUUCAUGGACGAAGCUCGAGGGUGGUGAUGCGUGGGAGGGAGGCGCCACAUACGAGAGCAAGUUGUAG